Ruditapes philippinarum (Manila clam) is the source of this 3285-nucleotide messenger RNA. RefSeq lists its product as uncharacterized. The transcript is spliced from 6 exons. The record is from RefSeq and is a predicted model, not a curated record. Lineage: Eukaryota; Metazoa; Mollusca; Bivalvia; Venerida; Veneridae. Bases 731 to 1693 code for a protein of 320 amino acids.
UGUAUAAUUUAUAUCGCUUAUGCUCAUUUACUAUUUAAGAUGAAUAUUUAAAUGAAUAAAGAUCAGUUUACAACUUGUUAGCAUACAAAUCAGAUUUGAAAACUUUCUAUGCACAAGUGUUUGCAUGUUGACUGAAUGCAAUUUAUUAUAAAAUUGUUUGCACAGUGUUUAUAUCUCCAUGAUAAUGUACUAGACUGUUCUUUGUAUUGCUCGUAUGUGAUGUUUUAUCACAAAGGAACGAGUAACUGAAUAAUUAAAGGACACUGAAAAAAGGGACAACGGCAAUCUAUAUAGUUCAGAUUAUAGGUUUAGUUGUGUAUAUCGAUGAUAUAGUUGACUUAUUAAGAGAAUGAAAGAACAGCUUUAUUAUAAAAGUUAUCAAGGAAUUUAAUUCAACAAAUAAAUAUGAAGAUUAAUGUUUGCAAUAAUCAUUUUGAAGAAGAGAAAAUAUGAAGAACUAAGGUUUCAAAGGAGAACAUGGAGUACCGGUAGGCCGAUACACCUAGCUGACAAAAAGAAGAAAGGCUAGCGUAAAUUACUAAAUUUUACACAGACGCUUUUCAUUUAACAGCAUCAGCGUGGAGAUGUGUUUAUUUAUAUGAAAUCUUACAAUUUUGAGAAGGGUGAAGUUGUUCUCUCUCAUUAAUAGUCAACAGCAGGUUUAAAAUUGACAGUAAUCAGAAGCGAUCAUGAGGCAACAUAACAAGGAAGUAUCAUAAACUCAGUGAAAAUGAUAUCGGGGACCAAUUUCUUAUCUAUCGUUUUCAUGAUGUGGCACAUUGAUGCCAGAAUAAUAACAUACCAAACUGGGGUCGAUUUCGUUGAUGAUUAUUACGAAUGUGGCGAGAAACUAGUGCUUUCUUGCAAAAUUGAUAGAUAUCAAUAUUCAAUGUCAUGGCAAAAUGAUAGCAGCGAUGUUCCAUUCGCACAAUGUGUAAAUGAUGUUUGUACAUUAGACCAUGGUGUGGCAGACAAAUUUGUGUUUUCAACUGACACAAGUACAGGAACGUUCAAUUUGACAUUUGUUGUAUCAAUUUACAAUAAUGGAACAAAAUAUACCUGUAGUGAUGGUUCAACAAAGUACUCGACCCUUGUUUUAACGAAAGAUUACAGACCUACUUUAAAGAAAAUAGCGCAAGGUCAAUUGAAAGCGAUGUCUGGCUGCGUAAAUCCAACAAUAAGUGUUAAGUUCUUUUGGAAAAUAGUACAGGCUGUCACGAUGAUAGAAACCUAUUUCAGUCCGACAUACGUAGAUGACUAUCAAGCCAUAAACAAAAAAGCGUGCGAAUUAGAUGUAGAAUGUGGUGUAAUUGAUUCAAUACAGCAUGUAAGGUCGAUAGAAGCAGAGCCCGGAGGUUCCAAAGAUUACUUUUUAAAAGUGAUUGUGUCCUAUGAUGGGUUUACUGUAGAAUCAUCUCCUACAGAUGAAACAUACAAAAUAGGAGCAUCGAAACGAACAACUAUAAGAAAUGCAACGAAUGGUCCUGCUGUUUUUGUCACAGAAACAACACCACUUGCAACUGAAUUCAUGUCAAAUUACACACAAACGACGUCUAUACAUAAACAUGACUCGCAAAAUCAGAGUGACAUGAAAUAUAUUCCAUUAUUCAUAGGGGGAGGAAUCAUUUUACUAAUAUUGUGCUUGACAGUGUUAAUUUGUAUUUAUCUGUGCAGACGCCAUUACCAAUAUUAAUUUGGUCGAAAUAAGGCUACAUGUACAGACAGGUUAUUAAGUUGUAUAAAGUUAGUUUAAAUAAAGUUAAUUUGAAUGUAAGAAAUGUGAAAAUAUUGAUACGAUGACACUUGGAGUAGCUUCGAUACUUUUGAAUUUACAAUUACUGGUCAACCAUUGUCAUGGAUUGUUUAUUUUCCAACUGUUUUUACCGUUUAUUUAUUAAGUAAUGAUUAGAAAUCGCUUUAACCCUUUACCUCAUAUAUACGCGAAACAACGCACUUUCGACCCCCCCCCCCCCCCUUUUUUAGGCCUCAAAUAGUGAAAAAAUGUCACACAUGUUUUCGUUUGAGAAAUGUUGCUAAAAAAAUGAGCACUUUUUCGGCGCCGCCCCCCAUGCAAAAGAUACAUCAGGGGGUUGCCAGAAGGGAGAUAUGCCCCCUUCUGUUAGGGGGGUUUGAAGGGGGGCUGAGUCCCCCUCAUCGCCAAUAAAAUUUUGGACUUGUGAGAGGCUAAAAAUGACCCCAAGUCGAUCAUAAUGUAACGUGUAACCAACGCUGAAAAGCCUUUGACUCUAUCUCAAUCCCUUGAUAAGUUGCAGCACUUUGAAAUAAAUUUUGAUGGAAAAAAUCGAGGCAAAAUAGUGAUUUUUGGCAAUUUUGAGAUGUCCCCUCGUUGCCAUGGUAACAGGAAAUUUAAGACUGAGCAUGUCGUUACAAAGGCAAUGGUCCAGUCAACAUUUGUGCCAAGUUUGAUUAGUAUUGAAGCAUUUUUCAUAGUUUCAUAGCAGUUUGAACUUGUAACAGGAGGCUUUUCUGUGAAAACGGCCAUUUUUCACAAUAUGCUCAUGGGGGAAAGGGUUAACUAAAAAAAUAUAAAUGUUACAAAACAACAACUUUUCACCAAAAUUAGGUAUAAGACCACAUGUAAACAUGAAAAAACUAGUUUUUAGGUGAUUCUAAAGUUUUUCAUCAUUUUUUGUUAACCCUUUACCUCAUAUAUACGCGAAACAACGCACUUUCGACACCCCACCCCCCCUUUUUAGGCCUCAAAUAGUGAAAAAAUGUCCUAUUUUGGCCCCAAACACAUGUUUUCGUUUGAGAAAUGUUGCUAAAAAAAUGAGCACUUUUUCGGCGCCGCCCCCCAUCCAAAAUAUACAUCAGGGGGUUGCCAGAAGGGGGAUAUGCCCCCUUCUGUUAGGGGGAUUUGAAGGGGGGCGGAGUCCCCCUCAUCGCCAAGAAAAUUUUGGACUUGUGAGAGGCUAAAAAUGACCCCAGGUCGAUCAUAAUGUAACGUGUAACCAACGCUGAAAAGCCUUUGACUCUAUCUCAAUCCCUUGAGAAGUUGCAGCACUUUGAAAUACAUUUUGAUGGAAAAAAUCGAGGCAAAAUAGUGAUUUUUGGCAAUUUUGAGAUGUCCCCUCGUUGCCAUGGUAACAGGAAAUUUAAGACUGAGCAUGUCGUUACAAAGGCAAUGGUCCAGUCAACAUUUGUGCCAAGUUUGAUUAGUAUUGAAGCAUUUUUCAUAGUUUCAUAGCAGUUUGAACUUGUAACAGGAGGCUUUUCAGUGAAAACGGCCAUUUUUCACAAUAUGCUCAUGGGGGAAAGGGUUAA